Messenger RNA from Oncorhynchus tshawytscha (Chinook salmon), 1939 nucleotides. Its product is annotated as synaptonemal complex protein 3-like. The transcript has 8 exons. NCBI's taxonomy places the organism in Eukaryota, Metazoa, Chordata, Actinopteri, Salmoniformes, Salmonidae. Gene Ontology annotation, biological process: meiotic cell cycle; spermatid development. Gene Ontology annotation, cellular component: synaptonemal complex. Bases 352 to 1056 code for a protein of 234 amino acids. The record is from RefSeq and is a predicted model, not a curated record.
UUGGCGCGUCAACGUUUCUCACGAGCAGAUUUUUAUGUUCACUUCAGCGCAAGCUCUCGAACCUAGUAAAUUACUUUUAACCAAAGAAAUGGUUGGGCAGUGAAGGUAGCUCGCUUUUAUAUUUCCAUAUAUUUCAACAAGUUUAAAACAAAAGUCUUUAGCAAAACAAGGAUUUUUACUUUGAUAGCCUGUUUUGUUUCGGCCAAAAUAGGUCAGGUUGCUUUCACACAAGCUAGUUAACGUAGCUAGCUAGCUAGGUUCGAGGUUAGCAUAACGGUAGCGAUAGGCUAAAGCUGUCAGUUGAACCAGUUCUGUAGCACAUUUAUCUUCUUUAUUGUCAACCAACAAAAGAUGGCAACUCACAAGGGAUGUGCUCUGAAAGGCAAAGCAAAAGGCACUAAAACCACCUCAGGCAAACCCCAUAUGGAGGACUUCAAUGGGAGUUUCAACAAAGAAAACCUUCAAGUAGUUGAGGCUGAGACAUUGAGAGGAAGGAAACGUCUCUCAGAGGCAGAUGAUGACAUUGACAUUGACAUCACCAAAGGAGGGGAUAUGAUGACCAUGUUGGACAGAUUUGGAGCGGACAUCAACAAAGCUUUCCUGGCAAAACGCAAACGCCUGGAAACGUUCACCAAGUCCUCUGUGAAGACCAGCCAUCAGAAGAUUGAGCAGUUAUGGAGGGUCCAACAAAGAGACAGGAGUAAAGUGACAGAAGACUACUGCACCCAGUUCAAUGCAGUCUUCAACCAGUGGGACACAGAUGUGCAGAAGUCCAAGGAUAACGAGGAGAAACUACUGAGCAUGUUCCAGCACCAGCAGAAAAUGUUUCAGCACAUGAGGGCCUCCCAAAGCCAGAGACUGAAGACUCUCAAGCAGCUGCUAGAGCAGUACAUCCAGAGCCUUGAUACAAUGGAGAAGACCCAUAUCAGCCAGCAGGGUGCUGUACAGGGCGAGCUGCGCCAGGAAAUGGCACUGUUUCAGAAAAAGAUCCUCAUGGACACACAACAGCAAGAGAUGGCUACAGUGCGCAAGUCUCUGCAGACGAUGCUGAUGUAAAUUAUUUAGAUUGAAGGGAGCCAAGAAGAAUCAACUCCAUCCAAAGGCUUUUUGUGUGUACAUUUCACUGAGCUGGGUUUUCUGUACUGCUUUAGUUUAUGACUGUGUUCCAGAUAGACCUUUACAAUGGCCAGAGAAUUGUUAAACAUCUCAGGAACAAUAUCAACCUUGAUUCUUUAAUCUGCAAAUACCAGUAAUGGUUCCAGGGAGAUGGGAGUUUUGACAUCUUACAUUUAUGAAAGUAUGGUGUGUACAUGUAGCAUUGCAUUUCUGUUAUCAACUGCUUCAUUCUAUGUUAAAUCUACUUAAUUAAACCCUGAUUAAGACAGGGAUGGAGAAAUUAAAUGUAACUUUAGUUGCUAAAAUGUUGUCAGGAAUUAAGACCAUCUGUUAUUGUAAGUAUAUAAACAUUUAUCACAAAUGACACUAGGUAGCAACUUACAUGUGUGAAUAUUACAUUUUUAUUUGCGUUAGUGAGGGAGAGAUUGUAGAGUGAUCUUGUUGUUCUUUUGUCACAACCUAUGAACAUACUUGUCUGAAAACUAAUAUACCUGAGCUUGACAGUCCGGCCAAAAUAAAAACAGUAACGAGUGAAAACACAGUACAAACACACAAAGGAAACAAAUUAGGGGCAUGUUAAGAGGCUUGACUAUCAAACAACAGAAAAUUAAACAAACUGUUUAAGGCAUCCUUUUACUUAUCUGAGAAUGACUAGUACAAUGAGAGCACUGAUCUGACAUCAGCAACUACACAAACGUAUGAGCUCAGUAACUUACAUACCAACAACAUUACACAGAAAUAAAAGUCAGUUUCUAUUGAUUCUGAUGACUGAAUUAUAAGCAGACUGCCAGGUAUGUAGAUGCAAAAACAUGGUACAGACAAA